Messenger RNA from Cygnus atratus (black swan), 1482 nucleotides. It is a transcript of the gene ZC3H10, whose product is annotated as zinc finger CCCH-type containing 10. Lineage: Eukaryota; Metazoa; Chordata; Aves; Anseriformes; Anatidae. The coding region runs from base 98 to 1273 and encodes 391 amino acids. The record is from RefSeq and is a predicted model, not a curated record. The transcript has a single exon. Gene Ontology annotation, molecular function: metal ion binding.
CGGUGCCCGCUGGUGCCGGUGCCCUGCCCUCACCCUGCCCGCCCCGCUCCCUCCCUCCCGCAGUGCCCCGAGGCCGGCGGCCCCCGCGGCGGCGAAGAUGCCCGACCGCGACGGCUACAACAACGGCAGCGGCGGCGAUGAGGUGGGCGCCAACGCGGACGACAUCUGCCGCGACUUCCUGCGCAACGUCUGCAAGCGGGGCAAGCGCUGCCGCUUCCGGCACCCCGACAUCAGCGAGGUGACCAACCUGGGCGUGCGCAAGAACGAGUUCAUCUUCUGCCACGACUUCCAGAACAAGGAGUGCGUGCGCCUCAACUGCCGCUUCAUCCACGGCACCAAGGAGGACGAGGACUGCUACAAGAAGACGGGGGAGCUCCCCCCGCGCCUGCGGCAGAAGGUGGCCGCCGGGCUCGGCCUCUCCCCCGCCGACCUGCCCAACAGCAAGGAGGAGGUGCCCAUCUGCAGGGACUUCUUGAAGGGCGACUGCCAGCGGGGCGCCAAGUGCAAGUUCCAGCACCUGCAGCGGGACUACGAGUACGAGUCGCGGGGGAUGGCCGCCCGCGAGCAGGGCAUCGGCACCGCCGUGCGCCGCUACGACGCCAUGUACGACUCGGACCGCUACGACGACCAUGAGCCCGUGCUGAAGCGGCGGCGGGUGGACGGGCUGCACUUCGACACCUACGAGUACAGCUUCACCAGCCCACGGACGGUGGAGUACCGGCUGCUGGAGGAGGAGAACAUCAUGCUGCGCAAGCGCGUGGAGGACCUCAAGAAGCAGGUGAACAACCUGAUGGCGACCAACGAGGUGCUGCUGGAGCAGAACGCCCAGUUCCGCAACCAGGCCAAGGUGAUGACUCUGAGCUCCACCGCCACGGCCACCGAGCAGACUCUGGCGCCCACCGUGGGCACCGUCACCAACUACAACCACAGCAUCGCGCAGACCCACACCACGCUCAGCAGCCAGGCUCUGCAGCCCCGGCCCGUUUCCCAACAGGAUUUGGUAGCGCCCGCCGGCGCCCAGGCAGCACCCCCGGCCAAUGCCGCUCCCCCCAUGAACCCCGAAAUCACCCCGCUGUCAGCCGCCCUGGCGCAGACCAUUGCCCAGGGCAUGGCCCCCCCGGUCUCCAUGGCCCCGGUGGCCGUCUCGGUGGCUCCCGUGGCCGUGUCGAUGGCGCAGCCGCUGGGGGGCAUCACCAUGAGCCACGCCACCACCCCCAUGGUGACGUACCCCAUCGCCUCGCAGAGCAUGCGGAUAACGGCCAUGCCGCACUGACCUCCCGGCCGCGCCGCGCCGCCUGCCCACCUCGGGGGGGGCGAGGGCAGGAGGCGAGCGGGAGCCGAGCCCCAGUGUGGAACGGAGAAACUGGGGGGACCCCCGCCUCCGGGCUUGGGGGGGCCGCAGGAAGGGGGGUGAGCCCCCCGGCCCACGCCGCGGCCACCGUUAACCCCGAGCGGCUGCGUGUGGGCUUCGGCGUGGCGGCG